This is a messenger RNA of Parastagonospora nodorum SN15, 135 nucleotides long. RefSeq lists its product as hypothetical. The coding region runs from base 1 to 135 and encodes 44 amino acids. The record is from RefSeq and is a predicted model, not a curated record. The transcript is spliced from 2 exons. NCBI's taxonomy places the organism in Eukaryota, Fungi, Ascomycota, Dothideomycetes, Pleosporales, Phaeosphaeriaceae.
AUGCCGUUUGACAGUUUGCAAGCGGAUGUCUUUGCGACACUGGCCGAAGUGUUUCAGCCUGCCAACAAUUUCUCACCCGCGGGAAAACUCAUGGACCCUGGCGACGAUCCUACGACGGCGCCGCGCCGACGAUAG